Messenger RNA from Pygocentrus nattereri (red-bellied piranha), 2826 nucleotides. It is a transcript of the gene htr1d, whose product is annotated as 5-hydroxytryptamine (serotonin) receptor 1D, G protein-coupled. The transcript has 3 exons. Gene Ontology annotation, cellular component: plasma membrane; dendrite. Gene Ontology annotation, molecular function: G protein-coupled serotonin receptor activity; neurotransmitter receptor activity. Gene Ontology annotation, biological process: vasoconstriction; chemical synaptic transmission; G protein-coupled receptor signaling pathway, coupled to cyclic nucleotide second messenger. The record is from RefSeq and is a predicted model, not a curated record. The coding region runs from base 1175 to 2314 and encodes 379 amino acids. Lineage: Eukaryota; Metazoa; Chordata; Actinopteri; Characiformes; Serrasalmidae.
CGGGACGCUCAUUUAAAAGCGCUUUAAAACAGCGCAUCUCUUUGGUCUGUUUCGCAAGCGCGCGCUUUGCGUUGUUUCUGCUACUUUAAGUCGGUUUGCGCUGCGUUGCAGGUGUUGCUCUCCCUGCUGGAGCUCUUCAGCUGCUGGACUGAAGAUGUCCAGAUAGUCGCAAAAGCCACUUUUCAGCGGACUUUGUGCGUUACUACUUGCGCUGUGGACACUGCGCGCUCGUCCGCGGUCACUUGUGGAUGUGUAUUUGAAACGGACUCGCUGUUGCACCCAGCUCUGACCGCAGUGUGGUGAGGACAGUGCUGUGUUGCAGUGGACGCUGGUGGGGCGAGUGAGCGAGCGGAGGACGGGGCUGUGCUUCUUCCUGCUCUCGAAAGAGUCGCCAAGGCAAACUGAGACAUAUCCGGUUUCUUGCAAGUUUUCCCAUCAAUCAAAUCAACCAGCCAUUUUAACUGAUUACCUGGCAGAACUUACACCGACUAUAGGAUCUCCGCUAUGAUGUGGAUCCAAUCCAACCUUCCUCUGAGCUAAGCCAUAUCCUGGUCUGGCUACAUGUGCCAUUUGGCGCCUUCCAUCAGGGUUAGUCACCAGCAGCAGCACACAUGCAGUGAACACCACAGAUCAGUCCCGGUGCCAAGAUACUUCUUCCCUACCUAGGACGCUUUACUUGGCAGAACGUGGGAAAUAACAAUAGCCUUCACCUUGAAAAAGCACUGCAACUCUUUCAGCUUUCAUCUCAAACAUUGAGGGAUUGCUUGUUCUUUCCACAUGCAGAGAAUGAGAUAAAUUCAGACAAAAGACUGGUACCAGUGCUCAAGGACUUGGCAAUAUCAUGUUAAAAGGCAAUAGAUAACAUUUAAUACCUGAUAGAACUAUGCAUAGAGAUUAUCAAACUACAGUCAAAGGUUCUGCUGUAGACCUAUAUAGGGAACUAACAUUGGACUAGACCUGAGAAAUGCUCAGUCACUGUGGACUUCUGUGUGGUUUCUCUUAUUUGUUUGAUGUUGCAGGUUAAACAAACUGGAUACAUGAAUGGAACCUCAUGUGAAGGAACAUUUCAUUUGCAAACCUUAAUUUACAAUGGAAUAUCUGACUGAUCAUCAAGCAAACAGGGGAUCAGUUGAGGGUACUCCAGCUUAGCUAUGAACACCUGUUAAAAGUUGUAAUGGAUCAAUAUAACAGCACUAGUGAGCUUUUCUUACCCAACAUCACCGAGAACUCAGAGGGAUCGGAGGCUUUGGAUAAAGGAACACUCCUUGGCCUCCAGAUCUCACUCUCGGCCCUUCUGGCCAUAGUAACCCUGGCCACCAUGCUGUCCAAUGCCUUUGUCAUCGCCACCAUCUUCCUAACACGCAAGCUCCACACACCUGCCAACUUCCUCAUCGGUUCCUUGGCCUUGACGGACCUGCUGGUGUCCAUUCUAGUCAUGCCCAUUAGCAUCGUCUAUACGGUGAGCAAGACAUGGACGCUGGGCCAGAUCAUGUGCGACAUCUGGUUGUCAUCAGAUAUCACCUUUUGCACUGCUUCCAUCCUGCACCUGUGCGUGAUUGCACUGGACCGCUACUGGGCCAUUACGGAUGCGCUAGAGUACUCCAAGAGACGGACCACUCGGCGGGCAGCGCUAAUGAUCGGAGUGGUGUGGGUCAUCGCCAUCUCCAUCUCCAUACCACCACUCUUCUGGAGGCAGGCCAAGGCCCAUGAGGAGCUGACCGAGUGCCUAGUGAACACAGACCAGAUCUCCUACACAUUGUACUCAACCUUUGGGGCCUUCUAUGUGCCUACCGUUCUCCUCGUAAUCCUCUAUGGCCGCAUUUAUGUGGCUGCCCGAUCUAGGAUCUUCAAGACACCGGCAUCUUAUGGGAAACGUUUCACAACAGCACAAUUGAUCCAGACGUCGGCAGGCUCAUCCCUCUGUUCCCUCAACUCCUCAUCCAACCAGGAGGGGCAUCUUCAUCCCAGGGGAUCAGGAGGUGGAGGAGGGUCUCCACUGUUCAUGAACAGUGUCAAGGUGAAGCUGGCGGACAGCGUCCUGGAGCGGAAACGCUUGUGUGCUGCGAGAGAGAAGAAAGCAACAAAGACCCUUGGAAUCAUCCUGGGGGCCUUUAUUGUCUGCUGGCUGCCCUUCUUCGUGGUUACCCUGGUCAUGGCUAUCUGCAAAGACUGCUGGUUCCACCCAGUCCUGUUCGACUUCUUCACCUGGCUCGGCUAUCUCAACUCACUCAUCAACCCUGUUAUCUACACCGCCUUCAAUGAUGAGUUCAAGCAGGCCUUCCACAAACUCAUCAAGUUCAAGAGAUGCUAUUGAAGGAACCUUGCAAAGGACAGUUCUGACCUCCUGGUGUGUUGCUAUCAGCACUGUUAUAGAGCUUCAUCCUAGAAAUGCUGGGAUAUAAGACAUCUAUCUAUCUUGAACAUCUACUGUGGCGUUUGCUUUGGUGUCUUCAAGUACAAAACCCAUGGUCAUAAUGUUUGGUCGCCAUACAUUUUUGUACAAUUGAAUCCCCAUAAAACAACUUGUGAAAAGAUAAAAAUCCAUGUGCCAAACUGUAAAUGUUACCCAGUAGAUUUAUGUAUGCAUGCAUAGUUAAGGGGGGGCUUCCCUUAGAAAACAUUUGUUCUGUGUCUACAAGCAAUUACAAAGAGCCUUACCAACCAAAAAAGACUACACCAUAAAGAGAGAAGGAAUUAGACUGUUGGAAGGUACUGAACUGGAAUGGUCUGGGAAAAAGCAAUGCUUUCACAAAAGUUGUUCUAUAUCCUGUACAUGGUAUUGCAAAGAUAAGAUGUGUAUAUAUAAAGAUUUCAUUUUUCAAAGUA